This is a messenger RNA of Daktulosphaira vitifoliae (grape phylloxera), 2271 nucleotides long. It is a transcript of the gene Synd, whose product is annotated as protein kinase C and casein kinase substrate in neurons protein 1. Gene Ontology annotation, cellular component: endosome; plasma membrane; cytoplasm. Gene Ontology annotation, biological process: cytoskeleton organization; plasma membrane tubulation; regulation of endocytosis. Lineage: Eukaryota; Metazoa; Arthropoda; Insecta; Hemiptera; Phylloxeridae. Bases 452 to 1882 code for a protein of 476 amino acids. Gene Ontology annotation, molecular function: phospholipid binding; protein binding. The transcript is spliced from 9 exons. The record is from RefSeq and is a predicted model, not a curated record.
UUGGGCCGCUGAUUGCCGUUAGCGUCGAUCGUUCAGUGUCGGUAUUCGUCGUAUGCCCGCUCGAUCUGUGUACUGCAUUAAUUUGUCUACGUGCCUACCUUUUGAUAUAAUUCUCAUUAAUAUUUAAUAAUUUUAUCUGUCUAAUAACGAGUUAUUUAAAGGGUUUUCCGAAUUUUCAUUUUGAUAGUGCUAUUUAAAUUUGAACAUUUUUAUUUACUUUAGAUAAAUGUAGUAGAUAUCCCACACCUGUGCCAUGUCAAUAGUUGAUAACAAAUUGAUAAUAAGUGUUGGAACGUCAAAUUCUUUCUAUUAUUUAUUAUUUUUUUAAGUAGAAUAAAAUCGUUGAUUUAUAUUCAUUAUUAAGUGCAUAUUAUAGAAUCACUCCGAUAACCUUUCAACUUUUAGCUUUUUAAACUACAGGAUUUUUUAUUACAGGUAGUCUAAAAAAAAAAUGUCACAUCAUAGUGAUGAUAAUAUGUUAAUAGCGAGCAGUGAUUCAUUUUGGGAACCUGGUAACCACAAGCGUACUACAAAACGCAUUGAAGAUGGUUAUCGAUUAUGUAAUGACCUUAUUACUUUAAUACAAGAAAGGUCAGAUAUAGAAAAAGCAUAUGCGAAAAGUUUAAAAGGCUGGUCAAAAAAAUGGAAUGAAAUUAUUGAAAAGGGUCCAGAGUAUGGCACAACAGAAGCCGCUUGGAAAGGAGUACUAGUUGAAGCUGAUAGACUCUGUGAUUUACAUUUAAGAGUAAAAGAUGAUUUGUGUAAUGAUAUUAUGCAACAAGUCAAAACAUGGCAAAAAGAUAAUUAUCAUAAGACUGUACUGCAUAUAAAAGAACGGAAAGAAAUGGAAGAGUCUUUCAAAAAAGCUCAAAAACCUUGGUGCAAACUACUAACCAAAGUUAAUAAAACAAAAAAUGAUUAUCAUAUUGCUUGCAAAGCAGAAAAAUCUGCAUCCAAUCAAGAACGAAAUGCUUCUGCUGAUAGUUCUUUAUCUAUGGAUCAAGUUAAAAAAAUGCAAGAUCGUGUUGCCAAAUCUAAAGAAGAAGUUCAAAAAGCUAAAGAAAAGUAUGAAAUGGCUUUACAAGAAUUAAAUGCGUACAAUCCAAAAUAUAUGGAAGAUAUGACAGUUGUGUUUGAUCGUUGUCAAGAAACAGAAGCUAGACGAUUGCAAUUUUUCAAGGACACCUUGUUUACUAUUCAUAAAUGCCUGAAUAUAUCUCAAGAUCCAGUUUUACCACAAAUUUAUGAAGAAUUUUAUCAUACAAUUAACAAUGCUGAUCAUGAAAAAGAUUUACGAUGGUGGUCAAAUAAUCAUGGAGUAAAUAUGGCUAUGAAUUGGCCCAUGUUUGAGGACUAUAUCGAAGAAUUUAGAGAUAUUUCCAAAGGCAAACUUAAAGAAUCUAUUCCAGCUGGUACAAUUACAUUAAUUAAUCAGCGAUCAGUUGGCGAGGAUUUGCAUGUAAAUGAUUUACAUAUGAAUAAUCCAAAAGUUAACAGUAAAAAAGUGGCAGCUUCUUUACCACGGGCAAAUGGAAAUAAUCAUGAAAAACAAUCUCCAGAUAAAGUUGAUUCUAUUAAGAAUCAUCCAAUGACAAAUGGGGCAUCAAACAGCCAAACACCCGAUUCAAACCCAUUUGAAGAGGAGGAAUGGGAUGAAGAAGAAGGAGUUGGUCCCGAUGGUGCGCUUGUGGACAAUGGUGAACCCGGUGUACCUGUAAGAGCACUUUAUGACUACGAAGGUGCUGAAGCUGAUGAACUAAGUUUUAAACAAGGAGACUUAUUUGAAAAACUAGAAGAUGAAGAUGAACAAGGUUGGUGUAAAGGUCGUAAAGAAGGUCGAGUAGGGUUGUAUCCUGCAAAUUAUGUAGAAACUAUUUCAUAAUGAAAAAAUAUUGAAAGAGUUAUGGUUUACAUUACUAUAAACUACAAUAUAAUUUAAGAACUAUUAUAUGUUAUGAUAUGUUCUUUAACAAAACUGUUGUGAUCCAAAAAAUUUUUUUUUGGAAGAAAGUUUGUUUUGAACUGAUAUUUGUUAUUCAUUAUAAAAGUAAAAUACUGCAUAUUGCAAGUAUAUUAUUAAAAUAUUUUAAGAGACUAUAGGUCAAGUAUUCAAAUUUCAAACAGAUAUGUUAUUUAUUUAUUUAUUUAUUCAAAGGCUCCCUUACCUAAUAAAACAAUGAGAAUUUUAUUUGUAAAUAUAAUAACAAACAUUCUUCUUUUAUUGAUUAUGGUAGAUUAUUUGUUGUUCAAUCUAGUUUUGAAAUAAUAAAA